AUGCAGCAAGCUACACAUCCUCGUCUUCACGUCCGCGAUGCUCACGACGCCCAUGUCCUAUUCGAAGCCGUCCGGCAAGGCUUCCUCCAACCUAUCCGCCGCCGCCUUAACGAGAUGGAGCGCGCCGUCCACGUGAAAUCCGGAGCCAUAUUCGUCUGGUUUGAGUGCGAGGACGACGCUGGCCUGAAGCGCUGGACAGAUGGCCGGGUCUGGGGCCAAAGCAGAAUGCGGGAGCCCUAUCUCUUCUAUGACGAGAAGAUGCCAUACGACAGUUCACAAAGCGAAACGAACCGUGCACCAGCGUUUCGAUUCGUAGACGGCGUAUCACGAACCGGUCCAACAUCGUCAGCCCUCUCACAUCAAGAACGUUCAACAACACACCACAAAGGCCUCGUGAAACAGGCGUACUCAGCUUGGGUCAACGUUGGCCCAUACCCAACGCGACCGCAAAAGUGGCACUUGACCGCCUACUUUACCUAUGCCGACCUCCCACACCUCCCCACUGUCGACUGCGACGAGCUUUUGAAGAAAAUCAUCGUACCACCGAACAUCUACAAGAGCGGGAAGUCCAGAGGCCGCGACGAUGAUUCUGAAAGUGCAGCCAAUAAUUCCCCUUCGCCCCCUGUCUCUCCCAGCAGAACAAUGCCAUCACUACCGCCAUUACAGGCUGCAAUCGGACACCACCCGGGACUGCAGCAGCCCGCACAGUGUUCACAUGCGCAAGUGCGUACACAUGGAGUUAGGUUACCCGAGGACCAAAGGGUCAUCCAAAUGCUCAACUCCAAAUACACGAAAUGA
Coprinopsis cinerea okayama7#130 is the source of this 798-nucleotide messenger RNA. RefSeq lists its product as hypothetical. The record is from RefSeq and is a predicted model, not a curated record. The transcript has 4 exons. Lineage: Eukaryota; Fungi; Basidiomycota; Agaricomycetes; Agaricales; Psathyrellaceae. Gene Ontology annotation, molecular function: DNA binding. Bases 1 to 798 code for a protein of 265 amino acids.